AAAGAGUCUGAAUCAGAAAAAUAAAAAUUGAAUACAGUGACUGUGAGAGGUAGGUGAGAAGUGCCAUAAAGAGAGGCUUUAAAAACGCCAGAGAAAUUUCGUCUUCUAUCCAUCCUUUUAUGUGGAUAUAGCGGUGAGUGUCACAACCUACCAAGAAACGAACAAAUGGCUGGAGCUGGAGCACCCAAUUUAAACGACAGUGGCCAUAAGUUAAAUGGCAAAGUUGCCAUAAUCACCGGCGGUGCCAGCGGCAUCGGCGAAGAGACGGCGCGUCUGUUUGCCGAUGAAGGCUCACGAAUGGUGGUAAUCGCAGACAUCCAAGAUGAUCUCGGCAACCAUGUAGCAGCAUCCAUUGGCUCUCACAGAUGCACCUAUGUCCACUGUGACGUGGCAGACGAGGAUCAGGUUCAACACUUGGUGGAAUCCACCGUCAACGCACACGGCCACCUUGACAUCAUGUUCAGCAACGCCGGCAUCCUUAGCCCCUCCAACCAGACCGUACUGGACCUCGACUUCUCCGAGUACGACCGCCUUAUGGCGGUGAACACGCGGGGCAUGGCGGCGUGCGUGAAGCACGCGGCGCGUGCGAUGGUGAAGGGGCGCGUGAGAGGGAGCAUCGUGUGCGCGGCAAGCGUGGCGGCGUCACGAGGGGCUCCGACGAAGACGGAUUACGCGAUGUCGAAGCACGCGGUGCUGGGGCUGGUGCGAAGUGCGAGCGUGCAGCUUGGGAAGCAUGGUAUUAGGGUGAACUGCGUCUCACCGAGUGGGCUGGUCACGCCGUUGACACGUGCGGCGUAUGGCACGACGAUGCAAGCGGAGGAGUUGCAGGAACGUUAUGAUCGGAGCGCCAGGUUGAAGGGCGUUAGUUUGACCGCCAAGCACGUUGCCGAUGCGGUGCUAUUUCUCGCUUCCGGUGACUCUGAGUUUGUUACCGGACAUGAUCUUGCAGUUGACGGUGGUUUUACUUUUACCCCUGUCCCUGUGUGAAGCAUCAUUCGUGGUUGAAAUUAGUUUGCAUUUACAUCAUAGAUUCAUAGUCAACAAUGUACUUGAUUCAAUAUACACGUGUUUUUAAUCUUCACAAAAACAUAAUUGAUUUUGGGUUUAUGUUUUUGGAUUUAUCUACGGCAAGUUGUGUAAAGUUUUUUUUUUUGCCUAGGAAAACAGUUGU
Messenger RNA from Lotus japonicus, 1171 nucleotides. Its product is annotated as (-)-isopiperitenol/(-)-carveol dehydrogenase, mitochondrial-like. NCBI's taxonomy places the organism in Eukaryota, Viridiplantae, Streptophyta, Magnoliopsida, Fabales, Fabaceae. Gene Ontology annotation, molecular function: oxidoreductase activity. The record is from RefSeq and is a predicted model, not a curated record. Bases 166 to 987 code for a protein of 273 amino acids. The transcript has a single exon.